AUGCGCGCGUCCACCCUCAUCGGCGCGCGCUCGUCCGCGUUCGCGUCCGAGCUGAGGCCGGCGAGGGCGGCGGCGAGGGCGGCGUCGUCGCGCGCGAGCGACGCCUCGCGCGGCGGGUGCCGUUCGAGCCGACACGUGGCCUCCUCCACCUCCUCCUCCUCCUCCUCCUCCUCGUCCGACGUCACGAGCCUCGCGCUCGAAGACCGCAAGUCGCUCCUCCUGCGCCUCUGCGCGAACACGGACCGCGGGAAGUCGGUCACGCCCGACGCCGCGAAGCGCAUCGAGGAGCUCGUCGCCGCGAUCGAGGCUUCGAACGUAACGCGCGAUCCCGCCGUCUCGCCGCUCAUCAGCGGCGAGUGGUCGCUCGUCUACACCGGCGCGAGCGCGAAGGACGCGGCGGAGCGCGCGAAGCGCGAGGGCGUCAUCGGCAGGACGCUCACGGAGGUCACGGGAAGCGGUGGGAACGUCGCGGGCGAGGGCGGCGCGGAGACGCGGACGACCGACUCGAUCUCAUCGAUCUCGAAGAAGAAGCCGCUGCCGCUCGGAAGGAGCAUCUCGCUGCUGUCGGGCGCGGUGGAAAACAGAGGGAACUUCCAGGACAUCGACGCGGCGCGCGGCGUCGUGGAGAACCGCGCGGAGCUGAGCGUAUUCGGCGUGCGCGCGGAGGUGAAGAUCGAGGCGAGCUGCGUCCCCGCGGCGCCGUCGGACGCGGGCGGGGAAUCGAUAAGACUCGACGUCGCGUUUCGGCGCGUCGCGAUCACGCUCGGGCCGCUUCCUCCGCUGUCGAUACCGCUGACGUUCGUGAACGACGGGAAGGGGCCGCAGGGGUGGUUGGACACGACGUUUCUGGACGACACGAUGCGGUUGGGAAGGGGCGAUAAGGGGUCGACGUUCGUGACCGUACGGCGCGGGUGACGACGACAGCUGCGCGUCGCCCGUAUAAAUAUUAUACAACACGUGGCCGCGAAGCCUCCCGUUCAAAGACACGACGCGUCGCGUCGCGUCGCGUCGCGUCCCGCGCUCCCUCCUCCCUCACGGCUGUCCGCGGCUGCCCAUCUUGUACCCGUCCGCGUCGCCGGUGUCCAUGACCGCGAUCGCGCACGCGCUCGCGUUCGAGACAUGCGCCUGGAUCUUCCCGUUCAUGAUGGCGUCGAACUUCUCCUUCUUUUUUAUCCUCCUCUUCUCGCUCUGCGCCUUCCUCGCGUCGGCGCCCUCCUCGAACGCCCUCUCCACCGCGCUCGUCACCAUCGUGCUCGCGUCGUCCCCCGGCGUCGGGAGUUUGCCGUCCACGUCCGUCAGCGCGAGCGCGCCCCCCGCGGCGACGAGCGUCGCGAUGCUGUCUUCCCACUUCAAGUCCCCCGUCGCGUCGCUCGCGUACGCGUCGCACGCGACGUGCAGGCACGUCCUCCCCUUGAUGUCCUCCGCGUUCGGGUCCGCGCCCUUGCUCAGCAGGAGCUUGAUGAUCUCCACUUCGCCGAAGGACGCGGCGAGGUGCAGCGGCGAGGCCCACGUCCCCGGGGCUUCUUCGUUGACGACGGCGGUCGUCGCGGCGUCGUCCUCGCACGCGUCGAGGACGUCCGCGACCGCGUCGACGUCGCCGGUCGCGAUCGCGCGCGCGAGCUUCGACGGCGGCAGCGCGUCGUCGUCGGCGUCGGCCAUGGCGGGCGGGCGGGCGGGCGGGACGACGCGCGCGCGGGUUCGAGGCGGGCGGACGAGCGGC
Molecule: messenger RNA, 1720 nt
Organism: Micromonas pusilla CCMP1545
Lineage: Eukaryota; Viridiplantae; Chlorophyta; Mamiellophyceae; Mamiellales; Mamiellaceae
Exons: 1
Coding region: 1-915 (304 amino acids)
Source: RefSeq, a predicted model, not a curated record